Messenger RNA from Bacidia gigantensis, 3951 nucleotides. RefSeq lists its product as uncharacterized. The record is from RefSeq and is a predicted model, not a curated record. Bases 1 to 3951 code for a protein of 1316 amino acids. The transcript has a single exon. NCBI's taxonomy places the organism in Eukaryota, Fungi, Ascomycota, Lecanoromycetes, Lecanorales, Ramalinaceae. Gene Ontology annotation, molecular function: protein binding.
AUGGUCUUUAACAAAUUCAGCCAUCUCGCGCGUCCCAGUCUCAGUAAGACUUUUGCACAUGGAUAUGCUCAAUCCUUUGUCGCCGGAGCCCAGACCAGUGCUCCUUUUCCCCUCUCCAAACAUCAGACAGCGAAGGCUGGCAGACCCAAGACCGCACAGCAACACACAGCUUUCUCGACUGCUCAGACCGGCUCGUCCUCGUCGACAAGGGCAGCACAGCAUGCUUUCGAGACUGCCCCGCCUCACGAUGGGGGUUUAAAGGCUUACUACGACGCAUGGCAGAAUCUCCAUCAGCACGGCGGAGAAUGGAGACAAUUCCAAUUUCCUAAGUUGAUCGAGCCAAGAGCCUAUCCCAAGGUACGAGAAAGCAAGGAAGCAGAAGGAAUAAUUGAGGCUACUGGAGAAGAUGCUUCUGCUGAUCGCGCUACAUUGGACCGCUCCUACAGCACUAGUGCCGUUGACGACAUCAGAAAAGCCCAGACAGGCGCAGAGGAGAUUGCUGUUGCCCAAGUCGACGAGGCAAUUGCGACUGUCAUCAAACAAAUCAAUGAAUCAACAACAGAGCAAGACCAUGUACUAAAACUGUCAGAUUCCUCGGCUCCGGGACUUAGCAAGCGCCUCAAUGGCAGGUUAAGUGAUGUCUCCACGUCGCCUCCAAUCGAAACUGAACAAGAGACUUCGUUGUCAACAUCACCAGUGAGCACCCAUACUGCAGCGACCUCCGUUCAGUCGGACCCGGAAUCUCAAGCCUAUUUACAGCGUAUAUAUGAUCUCAGUACUACAAAAGCUUACCGUGAUGUUCCACGAGCUUUCGAAACCUUGCUGUCACAUGGGAUUCAGCCUACUGUCGAAGCCUACAACGCUCUACUUGCUUCAGCAAUCAACAUACCAAUGGGAAAGCAUCAGCUCGUCCCUAAAGCACUUGGCAUAUAUUCGGAUAUGCUACGUCGAAAGGUUGCCCCAGAUGUAGCUUUCUAUUCGACUAUUAUUGAAGUUCUUUCUCGCCGCGCGCUGUAUGUUGCUCAAAUGAAACGGGGGUUCGAGGAGCAACUUCAAAGAUACGGUGCUAUGAACAGGGACGAUAAAUUUUUAUUCGCGUCGCAUACCGCGGAAUACAAUUUACUUGUUGAAGAUGAUGCCCUGAGUAAUGCUCUUAGACUUUUCGCCAACGCAAUAAGCAAGCAGUCAGAUGCAAACUUUUCCACCGAGACUUAUCAGCUUCUCAUCCACGCUUGUGCUCGGCAGCAGAACGUAAGCGGCAUGGUACAGGUGUACCAACAUCUUGAGCAUUGCAAUGUUGAACCUGCAGCUUCAAUUUUCCCGGAGAUGAUUGCUGCGUUCGGUCGGGUGGGGGACAUUGACAGUGCCUUAGAAUGCUACAACGAGUACAGGACCCUAGCCAUAGCAGAUGAUGGAGGAAAAUUCUCCAUUGUUGGGCGCAAUGAUGCAACUGUCUAUGCUUCGCUGAUCAGAGCUUACCGUGCUAACGGAAAAGACGAGCUUGGGCAACGAUUCCUAGGCAGAAUCACUGAGUCUUUUGCAACAGACACUCAGGAACGUCAUGACCAGCUCCUGGGUAUACGAGAAAGUGUCGACUUGGAUGCGAAGAUUCGACAACAUCUGGACGACGGCGAUUUUGAGACUGCACUUGCAAUGGUCGAGAACUGCUCAAUGUCGCGACAGACAUCACAGCAAGCUCUAAAGGAAAUUUCAAUCGCAGCUUCUGACAGCUCCAACACCAAUGUAGCGAUUCAAGCUCAUCAACAGCUAUCGACGGGCUCAACUGCUCGUCUUGAAGCUUCUGUGGCCUUGUUAGCCUUGCAUGUUCGCAAUCAAGACCUGAUGACUGCAACUUCCCAAUGGAUUGAGCUAAGAAGUAUCAAAAAUCCUACGUCUUUGCUCCUAGAGCCCACUGUUCAUUACAUACGUGCGUUGAUGUCCAACAGAUACGUGGAGCAAGCUUCCAACGAAAUGCGCGCAAUGUUUAGUCAAAUAAGAGCUACAGCCACAGGAGCUUCCGCUCAGAACGAUAUUUCUGAUCAGAUUGACGAAGCUAUAUCUGUCAUUGCGCUGUCACUUCCUAAUGAUAGCCAGGCAGUAUCUGCCGUUGCAAGCUCAAACAUCUUGUGGGCAAUGGUCGAGAAUGGUGGAAUCAUUCCUCAUAUUGCUGAGCAAGUAAUGGCAGAGCUUGGCCCCGAGCAAGUUACAAGUCUUGGAUGGCAAGAUCUCGCCCUGGCGCUUCAAGUCCAGGCUGGCUUGCUCAACAAUGUUUCCAGUGACCUUGGAUUAGCCCACAUCUCGAGAAUGGAUCACUUAAUUAAUCUCAUUACGAGCAGUGGUGUUGCUCUUGAGCAACCGACCAUGGACAUGGUAGAGAAAGCCGUCCGCAAGUCGUCUUCAAGCCAGAUUGAUAUCUUUGGCCGCUGGAAUGGCUACAAGCAAUCUCUUCUUGAUCAUGCUCAGACCCAGACGAAGCCUUCGGCAACUCGACUUCUCCAUGCGGCUGCCCCUACAGCAGAGAGCUACGACCCUCAUGCCGCCACAACAGACUAUCGUGGCUCAACCAUAAUCGUAGAGGAGCUUGAAAAUCACCGAAAUUCCAAUGGACUCAAAGAGGCUUUGAAUCGGUUCCGGAACAUUCGUCGUGCUGGCAUGCAUCCACGAUACAUUGUCUACGCGAAGCUCAUCACUGCCGCUGCAAAGGAAGGCAGGACCAAUCUUAUACACGACAUCCUUGGCAUGGCUCGUCACGACGUGCCCUUUAAGCUGGACUAUCCGGUCGUUCGCCAUGGCUGGUCCUCCAUUCUCGAUGCAAUGGUUGGCGCAUGCCUUACAGCAGGCAAGCGCGUCCUGGCGGAGCAAUUCCACCAGGAGAUGCUCGACAUGGGUUCAGCUCCCUCAGCUAAUACGUAUGGACUCUAUAUCACAACACUUAAGGAAUCGACCAAAACGUUCGACGAAGCUACUGAGGCUGUGAAGAUCUUCCAUCGUGCCGCGUCUGAAGGCGUAAUUCCUUCGUCAUUCCUAUACAAUGCUCUCAUCGGCAAGCUCGGUAAAGCUCGUCGCAUCGAUGACUGCUUGCGCUACUUUCAAGAGAUGCGAGCUGCCGGCAUCCGGCCAACAAGUGUGACUUAUGGCACUGUUGUCAACGCACUUUGCCGAGUCAGUGACGAGCGUUUCGCUGAAGAGCUUUUUGACGAAAUGGAGUCCAUGCCAAACUACAAGCCUCGCCCAGCUCCGUACAACAGCUUGAUGCAGUACUUUCUGACGACGAAGCGUGACAGCGAGAAAGUCCUCGCUUAUUAUCUGCGCAUGCAGUCAAUGAACAUUCAACCUACAAUGCACACGUACAAGCUACUGAUCGAUACUUAUGCCACCCUAGAGCCAAUCAAUCUAGAGGCUGCGGAAGGUGUACUUGAUACGAUCCGUGCUCAAGGUUUCGAACCCGAGGCAGUUCAUUAUGCAUCCCUGAUCCAUGCCAAAGGUUGUGUACUCCAUGAUAUGGAGGGUGCACGCGAAGUCUUCGACAAAGCCCUGGCAAGCCAUGGAGUUCAACCUCAUGCCUGCUUAUAUCAAGCCUUGUUCGAAUCAAUGGUUGCGAACCACUGCGUGGCUGGUACGGAAGAAGUCCUCGACUCUAUGUCCGCUAGUGGCGUGGAAAUGACCCCUUACAUUGCUAAUACACUAAUCCAUGGCUGGGCCAUGGAGAAUCGAAUCGCAAAAUCGAAAGCUAUCUACGACAGCGUCGGCAAGGAUAAGCGGGAGCCAAGUACAUACGAGUCAAUGACACGAGCGUUUCUGACUGCCGAAGAUCGCCAAGGAGCUCUCAACACUGUUCAUGAAAUGCUGUCCAGAGGCUAUCCAUCAGCUGUGUCUAGCAAGAUCCUCGAGCUUGUCGGCCAUGGCACAGCACGCGUAUCAAAUGCUAUCUGGCCAAAUUUGAUUGCUUAG